UCCAGAAAAGCAAAAGUUGCUGGUCACUUCUGAUCCUUACUCCGCUCCACCAACCGUUCUUAAUUAUUUCAGUGUUUAUUAUUACUCUUUAAAAAUCGUGGAAUAUAUUCUUUUUAAUUUCUUCAAAAUUCAAUCUUUUGAUCAUUGCUAGCGGGAAUUACUACUAUCUUCUCGAUCUUGUUUAGCGGAUAAAUACAAGAGCUCCAAUGUGUUCGCUGCAAAUACGCAACUGCAGAGGACCCUACCAUUCACCCUUCACCACCUGCUUCUCAUAUCAGCAGCUGCACGUGACAGUAAUUCACUCUUCUUUUUGGGGCAAAGGUUUGUGUUCCGGCAGUAAUGGCAGCAGCUCCAGCAUUAGCGCAACCGAGAGUCGAUUUUCCGAUCGAAAGAGGCCACCUUUUCGGGUCUUCGCAAUGUCCCCGUCGUCUUCGACUUCCGGCUCGGCAUUUAGGAUGAAUUUGAAUGAAUAUAUGGUGACUCUUGAGAAGCCCCUCGGCAUUCGUUUUGCUCUCUCUGUUGAUGGAAAAAUUUUCGUCCACGCUCUCAAGAAAGGGGGGAAUGCUGAGAAGUCGAGAAUAAUAAUGGUUGGGGAUACUCUGAAGAAGGCGAGUGAAUCCUCAUCAUCAUCAUCUGGAGGGGGGCUUAUAGAGAUCAAGGACUUCGGUGAUACAGAGAGGAUGAUGAAAGAGAAGUCAGGGACUUGUAGCCUUGUGCUUGAAAGGCCCUUCUCCCCUUUCCCGGUUCAUCGGCUGUUUCUGAUGAAUGACCUUGAUAUCUUGUUUAAUAGAGGUCGUGUGCCUCUUGCCACUUGGAACAAAAAUAUACUGACCUCAAACUUGCGAUGCUCUACUGAUGGUGGCAGCAAUUCUGGGUUUGUUACAUUCUCGUCCAAGUAUGUAAAUCCUCGUGGAUGGAAGAUUUUGAGCGAUCAAAACAAAACUAGUUACCAACAAAUGUUGAAGAACAAUGGCCAUGCUGUACCACUAAGUCCACUUGUCACCAUUUUCUUUGAUGAAGAGUCUGCAGCUGGUGAAUGGGCUCAUGGGAGUUUCCCAUUGGACGAAUAUGUCAUGGCAUUGGACCGAGCAAGUGGGGAGCUUUACUAUAAUCAUUCUCUUGGUAUGCGUUAUAGUAAGAUCACAGAGCAAAUAUAUGUGGGAUCAUGUAUACAAGCAGAAGCUGACGUUGAGAGUUUGGCUACCACUGCGGGGAUCACUGCUGUGCUGAAUUUCCAAAGUGGAACUGAAGCAGAAAAUUGGGGAAUAAGUUCAAAAGUAAUAAAUGAGACAUGCCAACGCUGUAAUAUUCUCAUGAUCAACUAUCCCAUAAGGGAGGUUGAUUCUUUUGAUACAAGAAAGAAGCUACCAUUCUGUGUUGGUCUUCUUUUGCGCUUACUCAAGAAGAACCAUCGUGUAUAUGUCACUUGUACUACUGGUUUUGAUCGAUCCCCUGCUUGUGUGAUUGCAUAUUUGCAUUGGAUGACCGACACUUCCCUCCAUGCAGCGUACAACUUCGUCACUGGACUGCAUUCUUGCAAGCCUGACAGGGCAGCAAUUGCUUGGGCAACAUGGGAUCUAAUAGCAAGGGUGGAAAGUGGUAGACAUGAUGGACCUGCAACCCAUGCUGUAACCUUUGUCUGGAAUGGGCAUGAGGGGGAGGAUGUUUACUUGGUUGGAGAUUUUACUGGAAACUGGAAAGAACCAAUAAAGGCAGUCCAUAAAGGUGGCCCAAGAUUUGAAGUUGAAGUUAGACUUCCACAAGGAAAGUACUACUACAAAUAUGUAGUUAGCGAGCAGUGGAGGCAUUCAACUAGUUCGCCAACUGAAAGGGAUGAGAGAGGGAAUGUUAACAAUGUAAUUGUCAUUGGUGACAUUGCCAGUGUUAGGCCUUCAGCCCAACAACAAAAGAAGGAUGCAAAUAUUGUGAAGGUCAUCGAGAGGCCAUUGACUGAAAAUGAGCGGUUUAUGCUUGCUAAAGCUGCUAGAUGUGUUGCAUUCUCCGUGUGUCCAAUAAAGCUGGCCCCAAAGUAGCUGGUCAAUCUACUCUUUUGGUCUGAGUUAGUGUACCAGGCUGAUAGCUCUUGAUGACACUUGAAGGCAGACCGCUUCAUUUUUUAGCAUCCAUGUUGGGGGCAAGAUUUCAAGGUACCAAAUGUGGAGUUAUAAGUUUUUUGCAUUCGUCAUUCACAAGAUAAGAGGUGAAUCUACUUGAAAGGAAAAGUGAAGCAAGAAAUGGAAGAUACGUGUGUGACUUUAAAUAGGAUUGGUGCAGUUUUGAAAUGGAUUUCUCACAAGGUUUCUGUCAGGUCUGAUGGGUUCUUACAGUUUGGCUACAGAUUCUGUUCUGAUAGUAAGAGUUAUACAAUCUAUAGCUACUCUGUCAUUCACUUUUAGCUCGUAAGUUUUCAUCCAGCAAAUAUAACAGGAAACACUGAUGUCUCUUUCUUUAUUCUUAUCUUUUUACGCAUGAGAGACAACAAAUGUUUUAUUAUCUCGAAAUAUCAUGGGGGAAUAUGGCUGUCACUUAAAAAGUUUUCCGGUUAAUGUAUUUAGUUCAGCCAAAUGGAGUCACUUGUACAACACUCGGAGGAGUUGGAGGGGCUUUGACCAGGCCCCUGGGUCUGAAUCUCUUCAUUCAUGUCCAUAAUCUGCAGAAUGGUUAUGUUCUAUUCAGCUAGUUACUGGUACUCUGUUUGAAAAC
Molecule: messenger RNA, 2703 nt
Organism: Coffea eugenioides
Lineage: Eukaryota; Viridiplantae; Streptophyta; Magnoliopsida; Gentianales; Rubiaceae
Product: phosphoglucan phosphatase LSF1, chloroplastic
Exons: 10
Coding region: 207-2033 (608 amino acids)
Biological process (GO): protein dephosphorylation; starch catabolic process
Cellular component (GO): starch grain; chloroplast
Molecular function (GO): carbohydrate phosphatase activity; protein tyrosine/serine/threonine phosphatase activity
Source: RefSeq, a predicted model, not a curated record